Messenger RNA from Xyrauchen texanus (razorback sucker), 1901 nucleotides. RefSeq names its product pro-adrenomedullin-like. Gene Ontology annotation, biological process: regulation of systemic arterial blood pressure; positive regulation of heart rate; adenylate cyclase-activating G protein-coupled receptor signaling pathway. The coding region runs from base 155 to 649 and encodes 164 amino acids. NCBI's taxonomy places the organism in Eukaryota, Metazoa, Chordata, Actinopteri, Cypriniformes, Catostomidae. The transcript has 4 exons. Gene Ontology annotation, molecular function: hormone activity; adrenomedullin receptor binding. The record is from RefSeq and is a predicted model, not a curated record. Gene Ontology annotation, cellular component: extracellular region.
GGUUUUUCUGUGAAACUCAGACCAUUAGCAGUGUCACAGCUGAAUACUCAUCCAUUGCGAGCAAAGAUUCUGACAUUACUUGGAAAUACUUAAAAUUACAGACUUCACCAUCACUAUUUCUUGAGUCUACAGAAAUUAUCAGGUUCAAUUCAAAAUGCAAUCGGUGCUUCAGAAGGCUUUCCUGUGGUGUGUGCUGACCACACUUCUUCCUAGUAUCACUAGGGCAAAACCUCUGAACACAGAUGGCUUGAGAAGGCUCAGUGUUCUGCUUCAGAGUAAGGUGUGGAGAGAUGUUCGCAGUGUGUUGGAGAGAAGGGAGGGUGACCCAACAUCUUUGCUGUCAGAGUCAGAUGUACCACAGCACAGGCUGAGGGUAAGGAGGACAGAACCAGCCUACUCGGUGAAAAGAGUUGAAAGAGUGGGCUGCAACUUAGCCACCUGUUUAGUGCACGAUCUGGCCCACCUGCUGCAUCAAAUGAACACAAAAACAAACAGUGCCCCUCCUGAAAAGAUAAGCUCUAAGGGCUAUGGUCGUCGGCGGAGACGUUCACUCCCAUCGACCCUCCCUCCACUAACAUUUGAUGAAGACCGUCUAAAGCUGGCCUGGGUCCAAACCCUCAAAAGGCGAGCCACCCUAAAAGGGACUUAAAGGAGACGCUGGGAGCAGCUUUGUGGUUUGUCCUGAGCAGUUGGUUUAUAUUGGCUCAGUUUACUGAGAUACUUCAGAUAUGUCCUUUGCUGAACGUUAGUGUACUCUCUUCAGGCACAAAGGUGUUGAAACAACAAGUUCGAGCAACUGGAGCAUCCUUCUCUCCAUCCUCUGCCUGAUGGAUUGGACAGAAGGAUUCAGGUCGCUUAACAAGAAUGAGUGCUUGUGGGAUAAGGAGUGCUAUCAUUUGGGGAUUUGUUUUGUUUAAGCUUUGUGUGGGUCUAAGGUAGUACGACAGGAAAUAGGUGAUCAAUGCUCUGUGCAUGUGUUUAGCAUUCUUGUCAUUCUAAUGGAGCUUCGGGACUUGACUCUCUGUCUCUUCUGUAGUACAGAUGCGCCCCCUGUUGGACGUAUGAAGGAACAAUACAGGAGUCUACCAGCUCCUACUGCCUACCAAUGACAGUGUGAAAACAGAGAGAAUAGCAAGAAGAGGAAAGGGAACUAAGAGGGCUUAAAUCUAUUUACCCAGGAGGACCAAUGAUGAAGAGUAGAGAGGGAAAACUCUUUAUGGAAGUAAUUACUUUGUUGACCACAAUGUUUACUGUGUGCUGCAGGAUAUGGCAAUGAAGGAUAUCCUCAUACUUGAAGACUAAUAUAUGUAUACUGUGGGAGACGUGCAAUAAUUUACUUUAAUAUUGUUUUAUAGUCUAUGAUUAAAGUGUAUAUAAAUGUAUAUUAUGAAAAUAUUGUUAUGUAAAAAAAAACAUAUAUUUAUACCUGUAUACUGUACAUGUAUUAUUCAGAGAUUAAACUAUUGUACACAGAAAAUUGGCAAUUAUAGUUCAUUUUAAAGUAUUUUUUUUUAACCAAAUUAUUUCAUAUUGCUGUAAAGUGAAGCCUUUCUCUACAUCAUUGAAUGUUACGCCAGUUUAAUCCAGCAAGAGAGAGAGAAAACUACUCUCCGUCUUAUUUCUGGGUUAGCAUUUAGUUCUGCAACUUGAACAGUCAAAAUAUAUAUAAACAAAUAUUCACUGAGGUGCUAAAACUACAAUUUAAUGAAAAUACCAAUUAGAUUUUUGUGUUUGAUGUCAUAUAGCUUCAGAAAUCAGAAUUACACCUACUUAGCGGAAAAAGGUAAAAUCAGCUAAUGACUUUGACUUAAGAAUAAUAAUAAUGAUAAUAAUUACAGUCUUAGCUUUCAUUUUAUCUGAAAUGUUUGUUGAAGUGCUAGAAAAAAGAACAAGAACGUGUU